CCUCCCGGGCUCUGUUUACAGUUUACAUGUCCAAAAGUCAUGGAUGUACAAACAGACGAUAUUUGCUUUUUGUGUCGGCACAACUGGGACCAGUGGGGCAGCUAAAUUACAGCGAGCGGAUAAAAGGAAAUAGGUUUGGAUUUCAAAGUCAAGCCCAGUGGUCCUAAGUACAACGAACAUUUCAGCCUGCUCUCAAAAUGUCCUCGCAACAAGGAGACAUCCCAGCCCUGGAGUCUGGAGCGUCCUCUUCCCUGUUUGGUGCCAUAUCAUCCCCAAUGCCAGUGAUCCGGCGCAAUAUUAGCUACGAUGAACUGAUUGAUGCGCCGAUGCACUCACCGCCAUCAGACCUGAGCGUCAACAUCCUAUGGAAGGACCCUGUCAAACCCAGGCACAGAUUUAGAAACAUUAUAGAGGAAGGGGAGAGUGGUGGGAAGUUGGUCACUUUUGAGACAGCUACCCCACCCAGGUCACCUGUGCCUGUCGUAAAGGCCAAGGCUACAACUUUAAUGAGUGCAUUGAUGAGGCAAAGCCAUGAGAAUCUGCAUCGGUUCGAGCACCAAGCAGGCCUCACAGACACUGGGUACUCUCCACACAAGGGUCUUUCUGCUGAGGAGACCCGCUUUCACCGUCGGGCGGAAGUCACUCUGCCAAAGUUGAAGAUGCCAAGUGGGGACUUUAAGGAGGACAGGCUUACAACAUCAGCACAGUCGACUCCUGUAGGCACCCCCUCUGUCACCCCCUCUGUCACUCCCAGUGUCACGCCCAGUGUCACUCCACACUCGUCACCUGCCCUCAGUCGCAGAAACUGGUUUACAGUGAACUCCGGCCCACUUCUCACAGCUCCAGAGCUCAGCUACCCUGCUCCAAGCACAGACAUGGGGAAUGAGGGAGGGGGAGGAGAUAGAUGGACCUUCUUUGGGUCUCGCUCUAUGGUCCAGAAGUCCCCCACUGACCCUGGCUCCGAUACAGGCACAGGCUUUUCCCUGCAGUCCUACUUUGGCCUUCAUAAGUCUUCCACCAUGGAUUACUCAAGCACACAGGUCAAACUGAACGUGGAGGACCCGGCCAACUUCACGCCUCCUAAGAUUGAAAUUACAGGGAUUGAGGCCAAGCGGCCUCCUGCUCGACCGCACAAGCUCAAACCCCGGGACAUGAAUGUGCUCACACCGUCGGGCUUCUGAACACCUUUGCGCCUCAUGGAGCCGACCUUUGACCUCUGUAGCCACCCAGAGACAAUUUGAGUCCCUAACAUUCUCCUGCUGUCUCUAACAGACCACUUCCAACAUAUGAGAUGGCCCAGUAAACCUCCAUGUAUCAAUGUUCUGCCAUUCACAAGCAUUGUCUCCAUGUCCUUUUUUUGCUAUCUGUGGCUAAAGAUGAAGUGGUGAAAUAACUUGUCAGAUAAAUAAUUGGAGCUGUGCUGUAUUUUGUAGUUUUACUGACAUGCUACUUCAAUCCACCAUGUGGCCAUGUAGUAUUUUUUUUAUUUCUACAGUCGUAUAGUGCUUCUUGGUUGCAUGUACACUAGUGCGAGUUGACUGAUGGUGCCUCCACUUACAGCGUGUUAGCAUCACGUUUUGUUUUUUUUUUCUAUAAGGUGUAAAGAUUGUUGUUUUAUUUAAUGGCAGAAUAAUUUCUUGUAUUAUCAUUUCCACAAUUUCAUUUUUUUUAUAUUUUAAGCUGUUGUGUCAGAAUUGUAGUUUGUGUGCAUAUUUUUUGUUGGCAAAUUAUGUUAUUAAUUGCACAAAUGGAGGUCAUCUCCAGUUUCUAAAUACAUCUGAAGCAAAUAAAGAGCUGAUGUGGUACUUGA
Boleophthalmus pectinirostris (great blue-spotted mudskipper) is the source of this 1810-nucleotide messenger RNA. Its product is annotated as KIAA1191 ortholog. The record is from RefSeq and is a predicted model, not a curated record. Lineage: Eukaryota; Metazoa; Chordata; Actinopteri; Gobiiformes; Gobiidae. Gene Ontology annotation, cellular component: cytoplasm. The transcript has 8 exons. The coding region runs from base 198 to 1181 and encodes 327 amino acids.